Messenger RNA from Rhagoletis pomonella (apple maggot), 1987 nucleotides. RefSeq names its product heme oxygenase 2 (gene Ho). The transcript has 2 exons. Gene Ontology annotation, biological process: heme oxidation. The record is from RefSeq and is a predicted model, not a curated record. Lineage: Eukaryota; Metazoa; Arthropoda; Insecta; Diptera; Tephritidae. Bases 173 to 1045 code for a protein of 290 amino acids. Gene Ontology annotation, molecular function: heme oxygenase (decyclizing) activity.
AACUGUCAAGCAACACUGCUCGUUUCUCAAAUCUUUUCAUCUGCCAAUAAAUUUACAAUCUCCCAAAAAAAACCAAAACAAACAUCAGAGGUCAACCGCGGAUGUGAAAUUGGUUUUGCCAUAGAGCAUAUAGUAAAAAUAUCGUACGCACAUAAAGAACAAAGAAGUCUAAAUGGAAACUGCGUCGCAAUCAAAUUCUGCGGAAGAAAAAAUAUCACCAGGACAAGCAAAUCCUAAAGAUGCGAAUGAACCCGUUGUGGAUAUGACCUUUACAAGAGAAUUACGCCAAGCCACAAAAGAUGUACACAAGCUUAGUGAUGUUCUAGUGAAUGCUAAAUUUGCAUUGGCAUUAUCUGAUGAUGCGGUUUGGUAUGACGGCUUGUUAGCAUUUUUCGAAAUAUACAAAUUUCUUGAAGAAAAUCUACCUGAAAAUUUGCUUCCAAAAGAGCUUCACCGUAAAGACGCAUUUGAGCAGGAUUUGUCAUAUUUCCUUGGAAAAAAUUGGAAGGAUUCAUAUGAACCGCGUGAAAGUGUUAAGAAGUACCUCGGUCAUUUGCAGGAAGUGAAUUCAAAAAAUAAGCUGCUGUUAUUUGCCUAUGCUUACCAAAUGUAUAUGGCCUUAAUGUCAGGGGGUCAGUUGCUGCAAAAGAAAAGAAUGAUUAAGAGGAAACUAUGGAUUGGUAGGCAGGAUGAGGAAGACGAGGAGCCGAAACCAGCAAAUUCGAAUGCAAUAGAUGAUGACUUGGAGCAUCGUCCAAUGCCAAGGCAAGUUACGAUUUGUCCAGUAGGAUGUGCUGCAACAUUUUUUCCGGAAAAAAUUUCUGUAUUGAAGAAUAAAUUACGCCAAGUGCUCAACGAUAAUUAUGGAGCUUUUGAUGAUCGACUUCGCGCGGAAUUCAUUGAAGAAAGCCGUAACGUUUUUAUUUACAACGGUGAUGUUGUCCGCUCUAUAAAGGGCGUUAAUCGGGCAAAUCUUAGAAAAUUGGCUAUUGUAUUGGUGUUUGUAAUGGGUGUAUAUUUUGCAUUAAAGCUUGCUAAGCGUUAAUUAAAAAAAAAAAAAAUAACUACAAUAAAACAGUGGAGGUAGAAAAAUAUAUAUGUACGUAGUACGAUAUUGCAAAACAAGGGAGUUCCCAGAAGGUUAAAUAUACCAUUACAAAAAUUUGCUUGAAAUUAUUCGUCAAAAAUACUUGUAAGCCGCUUUGCAUUGUCAUCAAUAAAGAUAUGUUAAUCAAGAAUUAAUGCUUUGCAGAAUGCACAGAACGCCACAAUGGAAAAGGCCCCAUAAACAUAUGUACGUACAUAUACAUGUCGUCAUUUUAAGUACAAAACCGCGUACCACCAAAAUGCAAAAUUGCGUUCCAUUUAAUAUCAAAAAAUUUUUACGAAUUGCAUUGCAAGUUUUUCCUGGAAAUUCAUUCAAUAACCCAAAUUAUUUGCAAGAGCAAAUUCGAGAGCGUAACAACCCGAGAGAGCUGCAAAUUCUUGCAAGUAAAAAUUUUACCAGCUGGAAUUUGCAGGAGUCUUUUGGUUAUGUUCAGAGGUGGGCACGACCACAAACAAGCGUGAGCUUAAAGUGGUAAUGUGUUAGUGUGUUCAAGUCAUUUUCAUGCUGUCGCGUUCUUAUCGUUACGCACGAUACGCGGUUUUGUGCUUUAAACGACUAUAUGUAGAAGUUGGGUGUAUUCGAGCUUCGUAAUAAUUACCGCAAUAUUGAGACCUUGUUGUCUUUUAGAAUCCGAAUAGCUACAAACGUAGCAUAUACCUUGAAUGCAUACGUUCACGAAAAUCGGAAUACGAUGGAUUCAGCGAUAGACCAGAAUAUGUUGCUGAUGCUCAACUGAAAUGCUGCAGAAUUUGCGCAGUUAAAAAGUUUUUGUUGCUUUCGAUUUGUCAACGAUGAGCAACUGAUUGCCAAAAUUCAUAGCCAUUACUGUAAAAGAUUCUGUAAAUUCUGUAAGCCGAAAUAAAGGUAAAGCGAGAGAAA